CCGGGGAAGCCGUUUAGUAGGAAGGGGGCAGUUCAACGGGUCACUCUAGUGGCUUCAGCCCUGACCCUGAGGCACUUGGGCAAACAGCCGUUGCCUGCAAGCCUCACGAGCUUGCCUUGGCCUCAGAUGGAGCCCAGAGAAGCCAGGGGGAAAGAGAGCAUGGGCACCAAGAGAAAGAAUCUGACUUUCCUGAGGCCCAGGCUCUACAUGCUGGAGAGAAGGAAGACGGACACCGUGGUGGACGGCGGAGCCCCUGGGGAGCACUCUGGUGCCUUGAGGAGGAGCCAGUCGGACAGGACGGAAUACAGCCAGAAGCUGCAAGAAAAGAUGACUCCACAGGCCGGGGCUUCUGCCACUGAGACCCUAACUCAGGAGGAGCAUCGGAUGCAGAGAAUGAUGGCAAAGCGUUUGAAAAUCAUCAAGGAACUGAUACAGACGGAAAAAGACUACCUCAAUGAUCUCGAGCUGUGCAUUAGGGAAGUGGUUCAGCCCCUGAGAAAUAAACAGAUUGAUCGGCUGGACGUGGAUAGCUUGUUUAGCAACAUUGAAUCUGUGCAUCAGAUAUCAGCCAAGCUGCUGUCAUUGUUGGAAGAGGCCACAACAGACGUGGAACCGGCCAUGCAAGUAAUCGGAGAAGUAUUCUUGCAGAUUAAAGGACCACUGGAAGAUACUUAUAAAAUCUACUGCUACCACCAUGAUGAGGCACACAGUGUACUGGAAUCCUAUGAAAAGGAAGAAGAGCUGAAGCAACAUUUGAGCCACUGUAUCCAGUCCUUAAAGAAAAUAUAUAUGCAAGAAGGCAAGCCAAACCUACUGGACAUGGGCUCUUUGAUGAUCAAACCAAUCCAGCGUGUAAUGAAAUACCCGCUCUUGCUGUGUGAACUCCAGGGCUCCACCCCUCCCUCUCACCCAGACUUUGGGGCGCUGGGGGAUGCCUUUACUGCAGUGAAAGACAUUAACGUGAACAUCAAUGAAUUCAAAAGACGGAAGGAUUUAGUUCUAAAAUACAAGAAGAAUGAUGAGGAUGAAUCACUUAAAGAUAAAUUGUCUAAACUAAAUAUUCAUUCAAUUAGCAAGAAAUCAAAAAGAGUGACAAAUCAUCUAAAGAUUCUGACCAGAGGAGAACCACAGGUGAAAGACAAUACCUUUAAUAGAGAAGAAAAGCUAUUUAGAUCCUUAGAAAAGACGGUGAGGCAUUGUGUGAAGAACAUUUCACUCUCCCUUCAACACAUACAGGAUGCCAUGCCCUUAGCACUGCAGAGCAUGAUGGAGCUCCAGGAGAUUUCACGCAACAAAAAUGAGGAGGAAAGGAGCCAUUCAGAGGCCCUAAGUAAUGCCCCAAAUCCCUGUGGUGACUUUGCGGCCCAUGUGCAGCGGCUGGUCCUGAUGCCCCUGUCGGCCCUGCUGUCCCUCUUCACCGGGCCUCAGAAGCUCAUCCAGAAACGCUAUGACAAACUGCUGGACUGCAACAGCUACUUACCUCGGGCGGCAGGAGACGACUCAGACUUGGCCAAAAAGGAGUAUGAGGCCCUCAACGCCCAGCUUGUGGAGGAGCUGCAGGUGUUCAACCAGGCGGCUCGGAAGAUUCUGCACAACUGUCUGUGCAGUUUCGUAGCUCUCCUCAGGGACCUGACCCUCGCCGCUCAGCAGGUUCAUUCCACGGUGGCGCCGGUACCACUGUUGGCCCCGAGAAUCUCUGAAAUUCAGAAUCGAGUACUGGAAGAGGUUCAAAAUCUUAAUUUUGUAAAAGACAACAGUGCCACUUUUAUUGAAAGGAAACUUAGUUUUGAAAAGAAGAAACCUUUGCAAAUUCCGCCAGAAGUGCCACGUCAAACUGACAUUCACCGCUCCAAACUUCUAUCCACAUAUGGUAAAGAAGAACUCUACCAAGCAAAGCGCAAGUGCAAUGCUACACAAGAAUAUGACAUCAAUCUUCUGGAAGGGGAGUUAGUGGCUGUGAUGGAACAGAAGGAUCCACUGGGGAGUACAAGCAGGUGGCUUGUUGACACCGGAAUUAUAAGAGGCUAUGUGUAUUCUUCCUUCUUAAAACCCUACAAUCCAGCAAAAGUGCAGAAGGUGGAUGCUGAAAACAGGUUCGGUGAUGAUGAUUUUGAUAACAUCAGCCUCUUUGUGUCCUCACGGCCAGCUAGUGACAGUGUCACAGGCACCCCAGAAAGUAGCAUAAGUGAUAGCAGCUCAUCUCUUAGUGGUACAUAUGGAAAGUUUGAAACAAACGGCACUGAUGUUGACAGUUCUCAAGAGGUAGAUGAACAGAUUUUCUAUGCAGUUCAUGCCUUUCAAGCACGAAGUGACCAUGAACUCAGCCUUCAGGAAUACCAAAGAGUCCACAUACUUAGAUUUUGUGACCUAAGUGGUAAUAAAGAGUGGUGGUUAGCUGAAGCUCAGGGGCAGAAAGGUUAUGUGCCAGCUAACUACCUUGGGAAGAUGACUUAUGCUUAA
Nyctereutes procyonoides (raccoon dog) is the source of this 2460-nucleotide messenger RNA. RefSeq names its product Rho guanine nucleotide exchange factor 38 (gene ARHGEF38). The transcript has 14 exons. Lineage: Eukaryota; Metazoa; Chordata; Mammalia; Carnivora; Canidae. The record is from RefSeq and is a predicted model, not a curated record. Gene Ontology annotation, molecular function: protein binding; guanyl-nucleotide exchange factor activity. Bases 127 to 2460 code for a protein of 777 amino acids. Gene Ontology annotation, cellular component: cytoplasm.